Cajanus cajan (pigeon pea) is the source of this 2739-nucleotide messenger RNA. Its product is annotated as G-type lectin S-receptor-like serine/threonine-protein kinase At4g27290. Gene Ontology annotation, biological process: recognition of pollen; protein phosphorylation. Gene Ontology annotation, molecular function: ATP binding; protein serine/threonine kinase activity. NCBI's taxonomy places the organism in Eukaryota, Viridiplantae, Streptophyta, Magnoliopsida, Fabales, Fabaceae. Gene Ontology annotation, cellular component: plasma membrane. The record is from RefSeq and is a predicted model, not a curated record.
UUAAAUACUCCUACACUCUCCACUAAAGACCAUAUUUCCUCCACAGUUGUGUGCUUCUUGCAAAGAUCCAUGAACACAAAAUGACCAUUCCACUACCUUUCAUGCUUGUUAUUAUGCUUGCCCUUUUCUUCAUAUCUAAAAUUUCCUCCGAAACUUACACCCUCACCCAGUUUCAGUCACUUCCCAGUGGAACCAGAACCACCUUGGUAUCCAAAGAUGGAACCUUCGAGUUGGGUUUCUUCAGCCCAGGUAGUUCCACAAACCGCUACCUAGGAAUCUGGUUCAAAAACAUCCCACUAAAAACCGUCGUUUGGGUCGCCAACCGUGACAACCCGAUCAACAGCAACACUACCAAGUUAACCAUAACCAAAGAAGGAAACCUGGCACUCCUCACCGAAAACGACACCGUUCACUGGUCAACAAACGCAAGAGCAAAAGCGAUCAACGUCAACGUUGUAGCACAACUCUUGGAUUCAGGCAACUUGGUCCUAAGAGACGAGAAAGACAACUAUUCUCAAAACUUGUUGUGGCAAAGCUUCGACCAUCCUUCGGACACGCUUUUACCAGGAAUGAAACUAGGAUGGGAAGUAACAAAGGAUGUUAAUCUCAACAGGUACCUCACUGCAUGGAACAACUGGGAAGACCCAUCUUCGAGUCUCUUCACUUAUGGCUUCUCGUUAAGCAAUAUUCCUGAAACGCAGAUAUUGAAUGGCUCAUCAAUGCUCUACAGAAGUGGCCCUUACAAUGGCGUUCGAUUGAGCGCUGUACCCUCGUUGAGGCACCGUCCAAUGUUCAAUUACGAUUACGAUUGCGACAUGACCGACACCAACGAGUGUUAUUACCAAUUCAAACCCUGGAAUAACUCACUGAUUUCCAGAAUGACCCUCAACCAAACCGUUUACGCUCUCCAGCAAUUGUUUUGGGUGGAAACAACUCAAGAGUGGAACUUGUCUUCAACUAUUCCGAGAGAUGACUGUGACAACUACAAGCGAUGUGGCGCUUUCGGGAUCUGCGCCGUGAUGGAUAACUCUAAGUCUCCAUCGUGCGAGUGCUUGAGUGGGUUUGAGCCAAAAUCGCCGCAAAACUGGGUUGCGGGAAAUUGGAGUGAAGGGUGCGUGCGUAGUAGCAAAAGAUGGAGGUGUAGGGAGACAAACAGUGACGGUUUCGUCGUGCUGCGUAACGUGAAGGUCCCAGACACAAGAACAUGUUGGAUUAAUAGAAGCAUGACACUCGAGGAAUGUAAGGUGAAGUGCUGGGAAAAUUGUUCGUGUACGGCUUAUGCUAACUCAGCAAUCGUUGGAAAGGGAAGUGGUUGUAUCCUAUGGUUCGGGGAUUUAUUGGACAUGAAACAGCUUCCGGAUACAGCGCAAGAUCUGUAUGUUAGAUUGGAUAUCUCCCAAAUGGCGAAUCGAGAAGCAAAAGUUAGUUCGGCGAAAAUGGUGAUUAUGGUCACAAGCAUCAUCUCAUCUGUUAUUACUAUGCUUGUAAUUUUAGCCUUCAUUUACAGGAGAAGGAAAGCCAAAGAUAUCGUCAAGACAAAAGUAGAAAGAAAUGAUAGCAACCAAGAAGAUUUGGAACUACCUUUGUAUGACUUUGAUACAAUAGCAUGUUCCACUAAUGACUUCUCAAGAGACAACAAGCUUGGACAAGGCGGUUUUGGUCCAGUAUACAAAGGCACACUACCAAAUGGAAGAGAUAUUGCAGUUAAAAGACUUUCACAGUCAUCUACACAGGGAUUAAUAGAAUUUAAGAACGAGGUUAUAUUUUGUUCAAAACUUCAACAUCGAAAUCUUGUUAAGGUCCUUGGUUGUUGCAUUGAAGAGCAAGAGAAAUUACUUAUCUAUGAGUACAUGUCUAAUAAAAGCUUAGACUUCUUUCUUUUUGAUUAUUCUCAAAGCAAACUUCUAGAUUGGUCCAAGCGAUUUAACAUUAUAAACGGAAUUGCUAGAGGACUUCUUUACCUUCACCAAGAUUCUAGAUUGAGGAUCAUACAUAGAGAUUUAAAAGCAAGUAAUAUUUUGCUAGAUGAUGACAUGAAUCCAAAAAUAUCUGAUUUUGGAUUAGCUCGAAUGUGUGGAGGUGAUCAGAUUGAAGGAAGUACAAGUAGAGUUGUUGGUACACAUGGUUAUAUGGCACCUGAAUAUGCAAUUGAUGGAGUAUUCUCCAUCAAAUCUGACGUAUAUAGCUUUGGCGUUUUACUACUCGAGGUUUUAAGCGGAAAGAAAAACAAAGGGCUUUCCUACCCUGACCGAAGCUACAAUCUUAUUGGACAUGCAUGGAGUUUAUGGAAAGAGAGCAUCCCAAUGGAAUUCAUUGAUAGUUGCUUGGGAGACUCAUACGUCGUAUCUGAAGCCAUACGUUGCAUUCAUAUUGGUCUUUUAUGUGUGCAAUAUCAAUCUGAUGAUAGACCAAAUAUGACAUCUAUAAUGACCAUGUUAACUAGUGAAAGUGCUUUACCACAACCAAAAGAGCCACUUUUCUUAAAUAAAAUGGUUUCACUUGAGGAGGAUUUUGGGCAAAACAUGCAUUAUUCAACCAAUGAAGUAACCAUCUCAAAGUUGGAACCAAGAUAAAGAAAUUGUUUUAUUUCUUACCAAUCAGAUUAAUGAUAAAUGGGCUUUGUAAUAUCCUAAUUGUAAUAUCAAUCUCGAAUCUUAGCAUUAUAGUGUCUGAUAACUUCAAACAUAUUUGUAGCCAGUUUAGGCUCAACAAGUUCAAUCACAUGCACAUUUCAUUUUA